CCCCCGUGCCGGCGGGCCCUGGUCACGUGCAGGGCUCUCGCAGCAGUGUCCCGUCGUCUGACCUACAGCGGUACCCCUUGCCCCGGACACAAGUACAAGCCGAGCGCGCCUCUUGCGGCAGCAGUCGCGCGGCGGCAUAAUUUGGCGAAUUCAGUCGGCGGGCAGCCGAUCUUGUCAGACCAGUCAGUCGCCGGUCGCACUGCAUCGCGCCCGCCGCCGCCGCUGUCUGCCAGCCCUCUCUCCGACGUCUUUCUGUCAAGCCAAAGUUCGUAGCCUCCGUGUCCGCUGUGGCUGUGCCUCCGGUGAUCGGAUUAGUGUUAGUGGCCAGCCCAGCUGCCACCAUUCCUGACCAGAGCAGGCGAGGAGCGUGUCCGCUCGGUGGAGGCCCCGCCUGUCGCCUCUGCCGCGAUAGCACCAUGUCUGUGCCGUUUAGCUUCCACGCAGUCGGCAAGGUUCGCGAGAACCUGGAAAAGGGUGAAGGUUUCACCCGCGGCAAUGCCAAGCCGUCGGCACAGCCGCAGGCCGGCUGGUUCCCCGGCCAGAUGGCCGCUGACCUGCUCCAGUCGUACUCGAGCAAGAUGAUGAAGGCCAUCUGGGGCCAGUACAACCGCUACUCGGUGCACAACUUCAAGUCGAACCAGGCCUUGCCGCUGGUGCUGGCCGCUCAGUCCGAGCCGCUGGGCCGGACUGAGCAGGCGGCGGACACUGCGUCCGCCGCCGCCGGUCUCCUGUCCUCCCAGUGAGGACACUCACAGGAGACAAUGAGACAGCAUGCAGGCAGUCAGGACCAUGUAUAUCAUGGUCCCGACAACAAGCCUGCAUUAGAGAAUGACGUGAGAAGAUCAAAUGGUCACUGCAAGAACGGCAUCAACGAUCGACUGAAACGCUGGUCCGGUAACCGAUGCAAUAAUUUCCAGAUAAGAAUUUCCGUCCGCACAUAGCAAUUGUAUUCCGCUAGUUAAUGACGUUGAAGCUGUGCAAUGCUGUGUACGCCUCUGCCUAGAGAUGAUUCCACAUGAAUAAGGGAGUCUGUGGAUCACAAAUAGCUGCCUUCCACUUUUUAUAGUAGCCUAGUAUAGAAGGUAUUGGUUUUGGUGGCCCACGUGGCGACAAACUGCUUGGUGCUGUAUCUUUUCAAAGUUGUGACUGUUUCACUGUGUUACUCAGCCUGUUUAGUGCAAAAGUGUAAGAGCAUCAUGCUCAUGUGCUCGCAAAGAUAGUGUUUGCUAGGUGCCAUGUCGUAACGCGCUAAGAUGUGUGUGAGAUAACACCGAAUAUAGUUAUAAUGAAUACAACGGAUUCAAACCA
Molecule: messenger RNA, 1308 nt
Organism: Amphibalanus amphitrite
Lineage: Eukaryota; Metazoa; Arthropoda; Thecostraca; Balanomorpha; Balanidae
Exons: 4
Coding region: 417-743 (108 amino acids)
Source: RefSeq, a predicted model, not a curated record